Messenger RNA from Schistosoma margrebowiei, 1243 nucleotides. NCBI's taxonomy places the organism in Eukaryota, Metazoa, Platyhelminthes, Trematoda, Strigeidida, Schistosomatidae. The record is from the annotation of a GenBank genome assembly.
AUGAAUCUUUUAUGGAAUUCUAAUAAAUCUAUAUCAAAAUCAUUAAUUAAUCAUGAUUUAGAAGUGAUUGUUGUUGGUUUAAAUAAAACUGGAACUAGUUAUUUAAAAUGUGCAUUAGAAAUUUUAUAUUAUGGUACAACAUGUUUACAUUAUACUGAUUUUAUUUAUCAAUCAAAUGAUAUAAUAGAAAAAUGGUUAGAAUUACAUUUAUGUCAAUAUCAAACAAAAUUAAAUGGAUUUCAUUAUAAUAAACAAGAAUUAUUAAAAUUAUUAUUAAAAAAUUAUAAAUCUAUAUCUGGUAUACCAAUUACAUCAUUUUUAAAUGAUUUAAUACAAAUGUAUCCUAAUUUGAAAGUUAUUUUAACAAUACGUAAUGCUGAAUUAUGGCAUGCUGCUUGUCGUACAAAUCUUAUACCAUAUCAAUCAAAUGAAUCAAAAUUACAAAAAUUUUUUUCUAAAUUACCAUUUUUUACAUGGUUAAUAAAAUUAAAUCAAUUAAAAUUAUUAUCAUUACAAAAUACAUUAGGUAAUAAAAUUAAUUUAAAAAAUGAUAAUGAAUUAAUAAAUGCAUAUAGUCGUUGGAAUGAUUAUGUUCAAUUAAUUGUACCAAAAGAUCGUUUAUUAAUUUAUAAUAUAAAACAAGGUUGGUUACCAUUAUGUGAAUUUUUAAAUAAACCAAUACCAUGUUGUAAAUUUCCUGGUAAUAAUAAAUUAUUUCUAUGGUAUUAUUUAUUACGUCAUUUAAAAAAUUUAUUUCAUUUUAUAUUGUAUCUUUUUAUUUAUUUAUUUAUGAUUUAUUAUAUUUUAAAUAUUUUCCGAUAGGGGUGGUGUUUAUUUUGUUGUUGUUGUUGAUUGUUUAUUAUUGUUAUCGUUCUCCCUUAGAUACUACAGACACACACGCACGCGCUCGCGCACGCACAUACACAUACGCACACACAAUGAACUACUCACAACUUGAAAAAAAAUAAAUAAACAAACACAUACAUCUAUAUAUAUUAAUCAAUUCUGUAUUAUGAUUAUUCUAUUGUUGAACUGUUCUUUUAUUAUUAUUAUAAUCCUCUGUUAAAUUUUUAAUUAUUUAUUGAAUAUGAUUUUAGAUAAGCCAUUUGAAAGAUGUAGAUGUGUAUGUGUGUACGUGCGUGCGUGCGUGCGGAUUUUUUUCUCUGUUUGUUUUAUUGUUUACAAAUUACUUCUUUUGUAUACAUAGUUCAAAUGCGCUUUUUAUUUCUUUUAUCUUUAGUAA